AUGCCUGGUACAUCAGAAAGUCGAUAUAUCAGACUGGAAGGCGAGUCCCUCCGAAUCACCUUCGUCCCCUCCUGGCGCAUUCCUGCUGGCAUCCACAUAUCCAUCAAUGUCGACUCCCGGAGACGCUGGAAAUCAGCCAUCAGUGUCUUAUCAUCUGAUAAAUCUGCAGCAUUGGGGAAUACUGUCAUUCUAUCAUCACACUCCUUACCUGCGUUGUCAGUGGAGAUCAGGGCGUCCUAUGAGCUUGGUCGAAUGCUAGGCGGCGGUGAGGUCGUUGCAGGACUUCAAAUGUCAUGGGAUGAGCUACUGGAUCAUGGAAAUGAGCCAUUUGAUUUAUCCUUCCCACCCAUGCGAGGCGUCCACCCUUCCCUUAAGCUGAAGGCUGCCAUUGUGCAUGCUUGCGAUGAUCAGGACGACGCACUGAUUGAUUCCCUCGCAGACUGUGAGAUUGCUCGACACACAGAUGCGGGCCACGCACAAUUUGCCGCAUACGUGACGAGCAAGACAGUCUCUCACCUGAACGAUGCUGUAAAGCAUUUUGAGUUAGUUCUAGGACCAGUGUCCGGCUACAUCCGAAAUGAUUUUGAAGACAUCGAUGCCACUACUUCCCUCUUCCAUGAUGCCCUUGCAUUGCGUCCGCAGCCCCAUCCCGAUCAUCCCUUAUCUCUAUACGAUCUCAUUCAAGCGCUGAUUUGGCGCCACUCCAAGAAAGGUACUGUUGCCGACAUCCGGGAAGCCGCCCAACUGUAUCAUGAACUACUGCCUCUCUGUCCAGAGGGCACCUACCUUCAUAGCAUCGCGGCAGGGAAGAAUGGUGUUGAUUAUGUGAUUAGCAGAUGCAACAAACUUCCAAUAGACGCAUCUGAUGAAGGCAUCCACUUUCGAAGAGUCGUCCUCGGGCUCUGUCCUCUGGGCCAUCAACUCCGUCGGAGAGCCCUCGACAAGCUUGCGCUAGCAGUUAAAGCAUGCUUUGGUCAGCACGGCAGCAUCGAUGAUCUUGACACGAGCAUACAACUUCGUCGUGAAGCUGUGUCUCUGUGCCCCGAGGGACAUGCUGGCCGUGAUACCUACUUGAACAAUUUGGCCGUCUCACUCGCGUCGCGCUUCAAUCAUCAAGGCAAACCUAAUGACCUCGAUGAGGCCAUCUCUUUCCACGAAGAAGCAUUGCGCCUGCGCCCUGUUGGGCACGAAUCUCGUGAUUUCUCAUUGAACAACCUAGGGGGCGUUCUCGUCCAACGUUUCAACAAAUGCGGCGACAUUGAUGACAUCACCCGAGCUAUCAGCUUCCGUCGCGAGGCACUGACGUUGUGCCCACCUGGGCAUCCACAUCUUGACACCACGCUUAACAACCUUGCCCUCGCGCUCAACACCAGAUACGACAACACGCAUGUUAAUGAGGAUCUUAACGAGGCGAUUGAUUUGUAUCGCGAAUCCCUUCGGUUAGUGCGGCUUGACCAUCCAGAGCGCCACAAAACUCUUCUCAAUUUGAGCUCAGUGCUCUGCUCUCGUUUCACGCAAACUCAGAAUAAUGAAGAUGUCGAGGAGGCCAUUGUUCUUUGCCAACAAUCAUUGGAGGCUUUGCAUUCACUGCACCCAGACAGACACCACUCAUAUUUAAGGCUACGCGAAGCCUAUAUGUCUCGUUACUGCGUGCAGUACAAGCCUGCCGAUCUAGCACUUGCAGUGGACAACUUCAGACUCGCAUCACGACACCCCACUCGUGGCUUUCCACACCGCAUCAUUUUGGCAUAUAAGUGGGCCGUUGCAGCAGAGCAGCAUGGUGAUGGAUCCGCACUGGAGGCCUACUCGACAUUUUUAGAGCUUCUGGAUGCUCAUUUGUCAACACGAUCGUCGGCAACUUCACGGCGCGAAGCUGCCGCUGCCUUCCAUUAUGCCAGAUCACUGCCUGUAGAUGCAGCCUCAUGUGCUAUACGUCGUGAUAAUCUACCACGGGCAGUUGAACUUGUGGAGCAGGGCCGUGGCCAGCAGUGGUCGCUGGCAUCUCGACUCAGGACUCCAGUUGAAGACCUCGAGUCAGCAAAACCGACACUGGCGCGCAAUUAUUUGGAGCUGAGCAAGCGCGUUUCCAAUGCAGCUCAGAGUUCUGCGACCAUCACCGACAGAGCUGCUGCUGAUCAGGAAGCAACAGAGUAUAGGAGACUUACAAGACAAUGGGAAGCCACGGUAGCUGAGAUACGUGAUGUUCCGGCGUUCUCGCGGUUCCUGCUCCCACUUUUGUAUGAAGACCUCCAAGCGGCAGCGCGCCAGGGCCCGGUCAUCAUCCUCAUUGCCAGCCAAUACUCAUGCAGCGCCAUCAUCGUCCCCACAUCAGGAGACCCCCAUCACGCUCCUUUGCCGUCUGUCACCCUUGCAGAUCUGACCAAUCUCAAGGAUAGCUUCGCCAGGGCAAUACGAGAAGCAUCUCGGAUGAACCCAGGGGAGUCGAGGACGGAUCUCAUAGUGCUCUCGCGGAUAAUAUGGGACCAGAUCAUGCUACCCAUCGUCAACGUACUCGAGCACGUCCUCAAACUAAAGCGUCGCUCUCGAAUCUGGUUGUGUCCCACUGCAGCUUUCACGUCUAUUCCUCUCCAUGCAGCUCAUCCGUUUCAAACAAAGGCGGAUCGUUCUGGGAAGGAGCCAUGCCUGGAGGAUCUCUACAUUUGCUCUUACACGCCGACACUUUCUGCUCUGAUUAGAUCUAGACAGUUCAUGAAGAAGCGCGCGCCUCCGUCCUUCGUGGCGAUCGGACAGGGUCAACCGGGUGCAGGGAAGGGCAAGGCGCUCUUGGCAGUCGAAAGCGAGCUCGAGCUCGUCCAUAAGCUCGUCCCCGCGACGGCCAACCGCACCACUAUUUCUGGCGACGCAGCCACACGAGCAGGUGCACUCGAAGCCUUGCAGCAGAACACCUGGGUGCACCUUGCUUGUCAUGGGAAGCAGGACCCUAAGCAGCCUUACGAUUCCCAUUUUGUCAUGAGAGACGAACAUUUGACGCUUCUCGAUAUCAUGGAGAGACAUCUUCCGCAGGCCGAGUUCGCGUUCUUAUCGGCUUGUCACACUGCUGUGGGCGAUGAGGAGACGCCCGACGAAGUGAUCCACCUAGCAGCUGGUAUUCAGUUUUCGGGGUUCAAGAGCGUCGUUGGCACGUUGUGGGAGGUCGACGACUCUGUCGCAAAACACGUCGUCGAGGCUUUCUACAAGUAUAUGUUCGGAGAUUUGAAGGAUGGUGGUGUCAUGGACUGUACGAAGGCGGCCUGGGCGCUCAACUGUGCUACGCACUCGGUGAAAACGAAAGUGCCGCUCGAGCAGAGGAUGGUUUUUGUUCAUAUUGGUGUGUAA
Messenger RNA from Suillus discolor, 3336 nucleotides. Its product is annotated as CHAT domain-containing protein. NCBI's taxonomy places the organism in Eukaryota, Fungi, Basidiomycota, Agaricomycetes, Boletales, Suillaceae. Bases 1 to 3336 code for a protein of 1111 amino acids. Gene Ontology annotation, molecular function: protein binding. The record is from RefSeq and is a predicted model, not a curated record. The transcript has 6 exons.